AUGAAUACACUUCUUGUCACCAUUUUCCUCUUAGUCAUCCCCAUCUUCUUUCUCAUUACGAGAAGAAGAAAAUCAUCGAAAAGGCUUCCUCCAGGUUCAUUGGGACUACCCAUAAUAGGACAGAGCCUUGGCUUUCUUCGAGCCCUGCGCAACAACACUGCAGAAAAAUGGCUUGAACAAAGAAUAACCAAGUAUGGUCCGGUUUCAAAGCUGAAUCUCUUUGGCAAGCCAACAGUAUUCAUUCAUGGACAGGCUGCAAACAAGUUUGUAUUCAACAAUGAUGGCACAGCCAUUACCAGCCAACAACCUGAGUCUACUCGAAUGAUUUUAGGUGACCGGAACAUAUUGGAGCUGAGUGGCGAGGAUCACAAGCGAGUUAGAAAUGCUCUUAUGGUGUUCUUGAAGCCUGAGUCACUGAAGCAAUAUGUGGGAAAAAUGGACGAAGAAAUCAGGAAGCAUCUUGAGUUGAAUUGGCAUGGGAAGCAAAAAAUAACAGUCUUGCCUCUCAUGAAGAACCUCACGUUCAACAUUAUAUGCUCACUGCUUUUUGGGGUUGAACGAGGACCUCGCAGAGACGAACUCAUUGAGUGUUUUCAACUAAUGAUAGAAGGAGUGUGGUCAGUGCCUCUUAACUUGCCGUUCACGCGUUUCAACUGCAGCAUCAAGGCAAGCAAGAGGGUUCAAAACAUGCUUAAGGAACUAAUUUGUGAAAAGAGGAUGCAACUUGAGCAAAAAACUGCUUUACCACUCCAAGACCUUAUCACUUGCUUGCUUAGCAUUCGAAAUGUUGACAAUGAAGAAGAAUUAACUGAAAAAGAGAUCUUGCACAAUAUCAUAAUAGUUAUGGUUGCAGGAUAUGACACUUCAUCUGUGGUCAUUACUUUUCUUUUGCGGCUUCUAGCUAAUGAACCUGCUGUUUAUGCAGCCCUUCUUCAAGAACAGGAAGAAAUAGCUAGAAGCAAAUCCUUUGGGGAACUUCUGACAUGGGAAGACCUUGCUAAGAUGAAGUACACAUGGAGGGUAACAAUGGAAAUUCUGAGGACAACUCCUCCUGUCUUUGGUGGCAUGAGGAGGGCUAUGAAAGAUAUUGAGUAUGGAGGAUUCCUCAUCCCUCAAGGGUGGCAAAUAUUCUGGGCUAUUCCUAUGACACACAAUGACGAUAGCAUAUUCCCUGAGCCAUCAAAGUUCGAUCCAAGUAGGUUCGAGAACCAAAAAUCAGUUCCACCCUACAGCUUUGUUCCAUUCGGAGGAGGAACACGAAUAUGUCCAGGAUAUGAGUUUGCCAGGAUUGAAAUCCUUGUUGCAAUCCAUUAUAUGGUAACUCAAUUCACAUGGAAGCUAUGCGCAGACAACAAGUUCAGUAGGGUUCCCAUGCCAGUACCUACUCAAGGACUACCUAUAGAAAUCAUGCCAAGGAAACAAAUGUAAUGUUAAGAUGUUUGAUCAACUUCAAUACUUAUCAUCCUAGCUAUACGAAAU
This is a messenger RNA of Prunus avium (sweet cherry), 1479 nucleotides long. Its product is annotated as beta-amyrin 28-monooxygenase-like. Gene Ontology annotation, molecular function: monooxygenase activity; oxidoreductase activity, acting on paired donors, with incorporation or reduction of molecular oxygen; iron ion binding. Gene Ontology annotation, biological process: sterol metabolic process. The record is from RefSeq and is a predicted model, not a curated record. NCBI's taxonomy places the organism in Eukaryota, Viridiplantae, Streptophyta, Magnoliopsida, Rosales, Rosaceae.